CUUCAGGAUCCAAGUCUUCCUGUAGCUUUUAUUCCAGUCAUACCCUAACCUAUCUAUUCCUAAUACAUUAGGUCAUCAAAUUAAAGUUUAAAUGUGGCCUAAUUUUUUUUCCUUGCGGAUACUCCCAACAGCGAAAGGCAUCCAGAAAAAAUUCAUAGGACCAGACGACUAUUUUCUCUGUGCGUUGACUGAGAAAUAGACUGCUUGAGGAUAUAUAUUAAAAAGAAGCAGAAUGGGAAAGGCAAAGAAGACUCGGAAGUUUGCGCAGGUGAAGCGGGUGAUGUCCAGCAAGGAGGUUGCAAAGAAAGUACAGAAGAAGGCUGAACCUGAGAAGAAGUUGAAGGACUCUGAACUGUUGAAAGAAGUUCCACAAAUGUCCUCCGCUCUCUUUUUCCAAUACAACCAGUCCCUCACGCCACCCUACCAAGUCCUGAUCGACACCAACUUCCUCAACUUCAGCAUCCAAAAGAAAGUCGAUCUCUUCCGCGGCCUCAUGGACGCGCUCUACGCGAAAUGCAUCCCAAUCAUCACCGACUGCGUCAUGGCCGAAUUGGAGAAGUUGGGGCCCCGGUAUCGGAUCGCGCUGCGGAUAGCCCGUGACGAGCAGAUUGAGAGGAUAACGUGCAGCCAUAAGGGCACGUAUGCGGAUGACUGUCUCGUGCAGCGGGUUAUGCAGCAUAAGUGCUAUAUCGUCGCGACAAACGAUGCCGAUCUCAAGCGGAGAUUGAGAAAGAUUCCCGGUGUGCCGUUGUUGAGCGUCGGAUCGCAUUCGUAUGUCGUCGAGCGGUUGCCGGAGGUGUUUUAGAUGCGUGCUUCUUCUUAAUUGUAUCUUCAUUUUUGUUUAUGGGAUUAUGGGAAUGGAUUUUGUUUUCGGUUUAAAAAAUACAUUUGAUCAUUACACAAG
Myxozyma melibiosi is the source of this 904-nucleotide messenger RNA. RefSeq names its product rRNA-processing protein FCF1. Gene Ontology annotation, cellular component: small-subunit processome; nucleolus. Lineage: Eukaryota; Fungi; Ascomycota; Lipomycetes; Lipomycetales; Lipomycetaceae. The record is from RefSeq and is a predicted model, not a curated record. The transcript is spliced from 3 exons. The coding region runs from base 233 to 805 and encodes 190 amino acids.